CGCACAAUCACAGACGGAGGCAGCGAUCGAUGCGUAACAACAAGCCCACACUGUUUUCACGCCAUCAUUGCUUCAGCGACGUCCACUGGAGCCUCCGCUUCCCUGGGCCCUGAACCAUCUAUCACCUUUGGCCGCCGUGCCCUCGUGCUCUUCACCUUCUCAGACCUGUGAUGGAGUCUCUUGGCAAGAAUGGUCGCUCUCUUGAUAUGGGGACCUCCAAGCGUGACGCGUUAUCGUCGCGGCAUUCAAUGGCGUCACACCUAGUCGCGGCGAGAGGGCCUUAGCCUUCACUUGUUUGGUCCUCCCCUUGGUUUGGCGCGAGCAAAUGCACGGCCUGAGCCGUAUUGACGCGCCUCUUCUGAGCGGCCAAGCUGAGCAGUUCACUGCCUCGAAUACUUCGCGUCUCCCUGCCUGUGGGCGUCUCUCGGUAUGAUGCUGCGUCUAAUUUGGUGUCUCUAUCGCUGAUCUACCUCUUUGCGCCAGUCAUGAGGUUGCGGAUUCGCGGCCGUUCUCGUGUUGCUAGCUGCGGCGCGGUCGCGGUAGCUCCUCGUGCUGCCGCCUCUCGCCGCCUAGAGGCUCUGGCUCUCGAGGAGUCUAACAGCUUCUUCUCUGCCUCGCACCACGGCACUGCCAGCUACGCCGUGACCAGAGACAUACCACUUGGGCUCGAUGCUGGCUCCUCUGGUCGGGCGACACCCGGUGCCCUCUUCCUCUCCCCCAUUUCGACUCGCACGCCGUGGGAGCAAGUCUCCCACAAGAGCAACAGGCACGAGUUUGAAUGGUAGAGCAAAACAGGCGCGGCCGGACGUGAAAAGGUGACGUAGGCAAGCCAGCACGGUAGUCCGUGACGCGUUUGUGCCGUAGAUGCGCCUCAACCAGGUGCCGGAUUCACAUGCGCACACACACGGACAUCGACGAUAUGUCCCCUUGCGAGCGACGAAUCGAAGCAAAGCUCCCAUCGACAGCUUUCGGUCACUGCCACUGCCGCGCCGCUCCAUUUGCGCAACAUCAACCCAACUCCUGACCUCGCAGCCCACUACCAUAUAGCCGCGCGGCAGAGUGCGCAGCCGGUGGCGAUGA
This is a messenger RNA of Jaminaea rosea, 1080 nucleotides long. RefSeq lists its product as hypothetical. The transcript has a single exon. Bases 486 to 785 code for a protein of 99 amino acids. Lineage: Eukaryota; Fungi; Basidiomycota; Exobasidiomycetes; Microstromatales. The record is from RefSeq and is a predicted model, not a curated record.